Messenger RNA from Aphanomyces invadans, 1531 nucleotides. RefSeq lists its product as hypothetical. The coding region runs from base 53 to 1411 and encodes 452 amino acids. NCBI's taxonomy places the organism in Eukaryota, Oomycota, Saprolegniomycetes, Saprolegniales, Verrucalvaceae. The transcript is spliced from 6 exons. The record is from RefSeq and is a predicted model, not a curated record. Gene Ontology annotation, molecular function: RNA binding.
CUCAUUUCGUGAGGCGAAUCCCAGGUAGUCCGCCGCCGCCACCGCCGACGAGAUGACCGACGCCGCCCAGUAUUCGCCUGCUGCCGCCACGACUGUACAAGGUGGGUACGAGUAUGACGAGCAAGAUGUUGAAGAGUACUCGGGACACCACGGACAUGCACAACCCCAGGACGCAGUCAAGCUCUUCGUUGGGCAAGUCCCGCGCACAAUGGACGAAGACGAACUGCGGCCUAUUUUGGAACGGUUCGGCCCACUUUACGACAUUGUGAUCAUCCGUGAUAAAAUCAGCGGCGCACACCGAGGGUGUGCAUUUGUCACUUACUGCUCCCGCAAUGCUGCCGAAGCAGCGAUUGACACCUUGCACAACCAAGUGACCCUGCCAUCAUCGCCAAACCCGUUGCAAGUGCGUCCUGCCGAGGGACAAGCAGGUGCGUCCCAGGAGCACAAACUGUUUAUCGGAAUGAUCCCCAAGCACGCCGAUGAAGCGGACAUUCGCAGCGUGUUUCAAGUGCACGGCGAUAUCGAAGAAAUCUACAUCUUGCGCCACCCUGGAACCGGUCAAAGCAAAGGUUGCGCAUUUCUCAAGUUCAAGGAUCGCCACGCCGCGUCCACCGCGAUCGACACGAUCAACGGUGCUGUUACGAUGGACCGAGGCACGGCGCCAUUAGUCGUCAAGUUUGCCGACAGUCGCCGCCAACGAAUUCAACGCGCCCGUAACCAAGCCGCGACGUCAGCCGCCGCGUACUGGCAGAUGCCACCGGGUGCCGCCAUUCCAUUCCCGCAACUCCAGCAACUCCAACAACAGUACCUGCAACAAAUUCAAGCGUUUGGGGCCCAAGCCGCCGCGUUGCAUCCUGCGUCAGGCCUGCCAACGCCACCGCAAGCUCCUCUAACAGCCACGAAUCCGGCCGCGUUCAUGUACUACAACCCGUACGCGAUGCCACCUCCCACUGGUGCCGGGUACCCGUCGACGGCGUUCCCUGUCGUGCCCAUAGGCGGGGGGUUUCCCCUGGAUGCGGCGUCGUCAGACGCGGCGCGAUCGGCGGCGCAGAUCGAAGGCCCCGUCGGCGCCAACUUGUUCAUUUACCACUUGCCGCAUGACUUGACAGACGCCGACUUGGCGACCGCAUUUGCUCCUUUCGGCACAGUCAUCAGCGCCAAGGUGUACAUGGACAAGAACACGGGCGAAAGCAAGGGAUUCGGGUUUGUCAGCUACGACUCGGCACAAGCGGCGGACGCGGCGAUCGCCAGCAUGAAUGGCUUCCAGAUUGGGUCGAAGCGGUUGAAGGUCCAGCACAAGCGGGUGCACCACCGUGGGUUGGGCGAGGAGUACCUCGAUCAUGUCGAUCACGGCAGCGACGAGUUAGGACUAGAGCACUCGGUGCAGGCGCUGCACCUAGACAACCCAUAGAAAGUGAUCGGACGAACGUGUGAAGAUGGAGGCGCCGUGGCGACCGUGUAGCGAGUAGUGCGAUGGACAAAAGCGUUGUUGGUUGUUCGAUGUGUUAAACAAGAUAUGCCGCUAUGACCA